AUGCCAAACAAGUCCACCCUGCCCUACUAUGAGUCCUCGUCACUUAGCUCACUGGUCAAAACCUAUCGCAGUGACUGCAGCGAUCCAGUGGAGUUUGCGCGAAAGAAAGGCUACGAGGUGGUAAAUAUUAUCGCCUCGGGAAGUUUUGGAAAGGUCUACCGAGUACAGACGAAGGUGCCACGCCGUGACAGCAGCGGCAGCAGCUCCGACGACUCGCAGACAAAGACGGUGAACCUGGCGAUGAAGGUCUUUUACCUGGACGACGACAACAACCGCAUGUGGGUGGAGCGGUGCCUGAAGAAUGAGAUGUACAUCGCCAAGUACGUCAAACACCAGAACGUCGUGCUGACGCUGGAGGUGCUCAAAACCACCCACCACGGGUACAUCUUCAUGCAGCUGGGCGAGAAUGGCUCCAUCAAGUCGGAGCUCUUCAAGCAGCUGAAGCGCCCCUACACCGACGGCGAGGCGAAGGAACGCUUCAUCUUUCAACCACAAAGUGCAGCCAUUCACGGCGUGAUCGUCAGUCCGAAUCGGCAAGGAGCGUCCAAUGCUGGCAAGUCGAACAAAGCCGACAAUGCAGACCUCUCUACAGCGUCACACAACUCAAUGGCCAGUCCGAACCCGUACACCCACAGUCAGCAGCACCCGAAGUACUGGGACCCGAACUGGGUGGACUACUCGGGCGAGCAGACCAACGACGAGCGGCGGCUUUUCAACUACCUAAUGCGCAACUACGACACCAACAUUCGCCCUAUUAUGAACUCUUCUCAAGCGAUCAAUAUUCGCCUCGGGGUGACGCUCGCUCAAAUAUUCGAUUUGGACGAGAAGAAUCAGGUGCUCACCACAAACAUCUGGCUUGACCAGGAGUGGAUCGAUGAGUUCCUCACCUGGAACGCCACUGACUACGGAAAUAUUACCCGCAUUCGAGUGCCGUGUACAGCCAUCUGGUUACCCGAUCUGGUGCUUUACAAUAAUGCCGACGACUACACUCGGGGCUACAUGUGCAGCAGGGCGAUCGUCUCGCCCUCAGGCAAUGUUUUCUGGCCACCGCCGACUAAGCUGCGCAGCACCUGUGAGGUGGACGUCACCUACUUUCCCUUCGACGAUCAGACCUGUAAGAUGAAGCUGGGCUCGUGGAUCUACGACGGUCACCAGGUAAACAUCCUCAACCGAACGGAGAACGUCGAUCUGAACAACUACGUUCCCAAUGGCGAGUGGGACCUGAUCGCCACCAAGCUGGUGCGCAACGUCGUCUUCUACCCCUGCUGUCUGGAGCCCUUUCCCGAUGUGACCAUCACCCUGGUGAUUCGCCGGAAGAUACUGUACUACCUGUACAACGUCAUUCUGCCCUGCAUCAUGAUGUCCGCCCUUACGCUGCUCGUCUUCUGCCUGCCGCCAGAGUCGGGCGAGAAGAUCGCCCUCGGCGUCACCGUCCUCCUCGCUUUCUCCGUCUUCAUGUUGGCCAUCUCGGAGAAGCUGCCGGAAACCUCAGAGUCAAUUCCUCUGCUUGGUGCCUACCUCACCGUUGUGAUGGGAAUAACUUCAGUGAGCAUA
Messenger RNA from Rhagoletis zephyria (snowberry fruit fly), 1554 nucleotides. The record is from RefSeq and is a predicted model, not a curated record. Lineage: Eukaryota; Metazoa; Arthropoda; Insecta; Diptera; Tephritidae.